CUUCAUUCCGUUCCAAUAAUAAUCGGUGUGGCGUGAUUUGAAUUCCUAGGAAAUGAAUGGAAACAAAAAAAAAACGUGCCAAUUGAAUGUUUUCGGAGAAUGUGUAACACGCGCAUGCAUUUGUUUUAGCGCGACGUCACAAACCGGGUCAACCUGUUGGACCGGACUACUCGAGUUUUCUUCACUGCGUAUCGGAGUAGCACCCACUAACCCCCCAGGAUGUUGUUAUAUUAUGAAAGCAGUCGUUAAAUAAUCAAAUCUGGCGACACUAAGUUUUUAUUUUCCUUAAGAGCAUUUGAAGGCAUCGUUACGCAAACGUCGCAUCAGGUAGUUGUCACGUGACGUAUCCGGAACCCCGCGAAAGUCAGGGAAACUAAAGUCUUGGUCUAGGCGAGCGGGAUGCCUCAGAGGAAGCAGCGCAAUCCGGAUGGACCUACUAAAGGCCAGUUGUUGGACCAAAACGCAAAGAAGGAUGAAGCUCUCAAUGAAGGCGAGGAACAGGACGAGUGCUCCGGUAUGCUUCUGCCCCCUUUUCCGUCCGACCGAGAAAAGCGGGGAAGAGGCAGAAAAUGCAAAGCCAAGUCCAAAGACAUGACAGAGGAAGAGAUGAUGGCCUUGGCCCUGCAUCUGAGCGCGCAGGAAGCCAGCGUCAGCAUGCAGCAAGUGCAGCAGGAGGAAGCAGCCGUCCUGAAAGCUAUCAAAAACAGUAUGUUCGGCGAGAACCAAGGACCCUGUCAGAGUCAGAGUCUGCUGACUGAAGCGGACACCUCCCGCUCUCGCCGCAGUCAGUCGUACCCAAAGGCCAGGCCCGAAUCGGCCGAUGUCUGCCCGAGCUUGGGCAAAGAGGGCAAAGGGCAAACUAAUCAAGAUCAAAUGUGCAGAACGAAGGAAGCAAUUGCGCCGGACUUGCUGCAGAGCCAUGACGUCUGCACUCAGGCGUUGCCCAGUAGCUCCAAGUCACCGUUUCAAUUUUUGGACUCGCCGCAGAGCUCCGAUUCCACGCAGAUUGACGAGUGUCCGCUCCAUAAAUCCACAAACUUCCCCUUUAGCGGUCGCAGAGCCAUGUUCUUGCCCGAGGACGGUGCUUCUUCGGCACGCUGCAAAAGUCCCGCCUUGUCUGAGUUGGAUAUGGGAGACGAUGGCGCUGAUUAUCUAAAAAGCCCCGUGUUCGGGGAUGAAACUCGACAUAAGAGGUCUGAGGAUGUCAAAACAGGCAGUCCAGAGGGAUUAAACUUGGACUUCAGAUUCUCUUCUCAGGAGAGUUUAAGCCCGCCUCUGAGGCCUUCCUCCUGUCCGCCUGUGAGCCCGGUUUUUCCAAGGAGCCCGGCACCCUCCAAGAACCUUGCUUCCUCCAAGAAGUCAACGCUAUCAGAAAGUGUUCCCGUAGUCUCAGGGGCAGGGGACAGGUUGGAACUACUCCCGAGAUGUGUCAGUGAUGACUCUUCUGAAACCGAUCUGACCAGCGACACGACGCCUCGGUGGUCUGACGAUGAUGCGGAUGAGACGCUGGUGAGCUCACCCAGUCCAGUCUUUGCAGAGGAGAAGGCCCGUUUGAACCGCGUCACAAAAGCGGGCCCGGAGACAAAUGGUUCCAGCUGCAACCUAAACACUCAGCAGUGUGUCCCCACCCAGCCAACAGUUCAUUACUACUGGGGGGUCCCCUUCUGUCCACGCGGCCUAGACGCAGACGCCUACACAAAGGUGAUCGUGACCCAGCUGGAGGUGUACGAAAAGAGUCUAAAGGAGGCGCAGAGGUGUUUGCUGAGGAAGGCCGAGUGGGGGGACGGCAUCCUGCCGCAGUCGGAGAAAUCGUCAUUACCGGAUUCCUCUGACACGAAACGUCCUUGCAGGCGUGGUCUCAGGGGGAAAUACGAAAAGCUCUUGAGUCGUCACGUGGACAGCUUUCCGGUGGAGAUGGAGGAAGAGGAGGAGAAAGAGGGGGAGGAGAAGCAGGAGGAGGAAGAAAAGGAAAAAGAGGGGAUGGAAGAGGAAGGGAUUGCAUGCAAAGAGGGCCAACAGAUGAACACUGACAACUAUCUGAUUUGUCCAGAGACCCAAAUGAGCGGGGAAGAUCACGGGGAUCUAGCUCAGCCCAACAGCCCAAAUUGUUCUGAAAGGGGGCAAAGAGGUGAUGAUUUGGAUGUCGAGAAACGCAAGGAUGAGGAGGAAAUGAUGGAGGUCUCAGCCAACGGAGAGUCUCAGACAAACCACCUCAUCACUGCCAAUGUUGGAGCCAAACCUUCCCCGACGAAUGAGGAAGAAGAAGGGGGGUCCCGUUCGCCCAAGCCGGAUCCCCCUGGCCCCAAAGCCGCCGUGGAGUGUCCCAUUUGCCAGGGAACGUUCCCCGCGGGAAAGAUCGAGAGGCAUGCGGCGUACUGCGACGGCACGGCAGAACCCGCGGUUGCGGAGGAACUUUUGCAAGUGCCCUCGAAGCGCAGAAGGAAGAGAAAAAGGUGGGCGGGGGAUGAAGAAGGCCACCCCUCCUCUCCUGACAACAUCCAAGAGAAGUGUUACAUCUGCCAGAAGGCUGUGGCCCUGCGAGAGUACGCCGCUCACACCGAGCUCUGCAUCCAGCGGCGGGCAACAAAGAUGCACGGGAAGGCAAAUCUAUUGGCAGCUCUGGAGAACAUAGAAAGCGAGCAUUCACGAGCUGGUCCAUCCAGAUGCAGACUCCAGCAGGCCGAUGUUAUCGAUCUGCGGGACGACAGUGAGGGAGAGGUGGCGGGCGGUUCCAUGUUGGGAAACAGCAACUCGCCCAUUAAGUCUUUCAUUCCCAUCUCGGAGGCCACCGACUGUCUCGUCGACUUCAAGCGACAGCAGCGGCUGAAGAAACCGAACCACAAGCGAAGGUGAAGAAGGAGAGGGGGAAGAAAAAAAAAAAACAGCGCAGCGAGCCUUAAUGGAGUGGCUGACGUCACCACGCCUUUGGACUGAUGUCCAUUACAAGUAAUUUAUGCAACACACUUGAACGUUAUUAAGUGCUUCAGAGUCCUUGUUCUGUCCAGUUAUGUUCAUGGCUUUCGUACUCUCACCUGUACUGUACUGGAACAUUUUUUUUUAAAUUUAAUAUGAAUUUGGAUUAACUUAAAUCCAACAGCGGAACUCAGUACAUUCAUUUGUCCCUCCCCCCCACGUCAACAUUUGAAUUGGGAUUUGAACAACUUGACUGGUUUGAAAAAUGUUUAAAGCAGAUAUGGGCAUUGUAUGUUUCACACUGCCCCCACUGCGCUGUUUAAUCCGGCCCACCGAGCAUUUAUAUUAUCGAGAGUCGUACUUACAUUAGUUGAUUAAUGUGUAAUUUUUUUUUUUUUUGUUCACCUCAAUAAAUGUUUGAUUUUUGUAAACAUUAGUCUUUUUUAUGUUUAACUUUUGGGGGAUUUAAUUUGUUAUAUUUAAUUGAAUUAUAAAUUAAUUGCUUCAAUGGACAAACCAUUUUUUGGGUCCUUUUUGUGGGAGAAUAUAUUGAAAGAUUUAAUGUUGCAAUUGAAGGGAUUUAUACCUUGACGAUUCGUUCGGCAACGAUUAUGUCUUGGAUAUCUGGUUUUACAGAAAUUGUAAUUUAACAUUUUCCCAAAUAUGUCUUUGAAUUUAGACUUGAACAUACAGUGCCGGGGAAUUAUUGAUUAUAGUUUCCCCCACCUUAACAUAUAAGACUAUCAGACAAAUAUAAAUAGACGA
Syngnathoides biaculeatus (alligator pipefish) is the source of this 3678-nucleotide messenger RNA. It is a transcript of the gene uimc1, whose product is annotated as ubiquitin interaction motif containing 1. The transcript is spliced from 21 exons. Gene Ontology annotation, cellular component: BRCA1-A complex. Lineage: Eukaryota; Metazoa; Chordata; Actinopteri; Syngnathiformes; Syngnathidae. Bases 400 to 2853 code for a protein of 817 amino acids. Gene Ontology annotation, molecular function: K63-linked polyubiquitin modification-dependent protein binding; histone binding. The record is from RefSeq and is a predicted model, not a curated record. Gene Ontology annotation, biological process: positive regulation of DNA repair; double-strand break repair.